AUGUUCCUUCACCAUGGACUACAUCUCGGCAGUGCAGAGGAACCGGUCACCAGCAGCCUGCCUCGCCUGCUACUUGUGGAGGAAAACAUAAGAGCAAGCGGCCCUGAGAUGGGCGACCUGGAGAUGGAGGGGAGCACUCUUUGGGAGAGAUGCACCCACAAAUCCACAAAAGGAGUGAAUUCCCCUUCCUUCCCCAGGUCUACAGAGGAAAACUGCCCUUCCUCUGCCAGCAGGUGUGUCGAGCAGCUUGGUUACCCCACAAUGGAGUCUUACCUGUUCAGCCACCCAUCAUUGGAGCCAGGAGCUGGAUUGUCUUCAGGUGGUAUAGCAGGAUUAAUUUUUUUCUUUCUCCUGAUUAUUGCUGCUGUUAUUGCUGCUGGUUGGAUUUUGUAUCGUCGCAGGGUCUCUGAACUCCAAUAUGAAAUGGAGAUUGUGUCAGUGAUUGAGGGAAAUUCUGCCACAUUGAAAACUGAGAUCACUGAAUAUGAUCCCAAAGAUCAUGAAAUAAUUUGGAGGUUUGGAGACAAUGACCACAUGAUCGCUCAGAAUCACAAAAAGACCAAUGAUGUCUCAUAUGUUGAUGAUGAGAGGUUCAAAAACAAACUUCAUCUGAAUAAGAAGACUGGAGAUCUCACCAUCACAGAUAUAAGAAUCAGGAACUCUGGAGAUUAUCACAUGAAGAUCACCAGCAGAACCAGAAUUAACAGAAUCACCAAAUAUAAGACAUUCAAAGUUGUUGUCCAUGAAACACUAAAUGUCACAGAAGGAGAAUCUGUUGAACUACAGACGGGCAUUUCUGAACUACAGGAUGAUGAUCAGAUACAGUGGAGAUCUGAAACUAAAGAUGUCAUGAUAGCUGUAAGAAAUGGAAAGAGUAAUGAUGAGAUCUCAAUAAACUGUGAUGAUGAUGAGAUGUUCAAAAACAGACUGACGCUAAAUAAUCAGACUGGAUCUCUCAUCAUCACAAACAUUAAAAACUCAGACUCUGGAGUUUAUGAACUACAGAUUAAGAACCAAAAUAUAACUUCAUAUAAGAAAUUCAGUUUUCUCGUAGAGCAGAAAUGGACGGAAAUGUCAGUGAUGGAGGGAGAAUCUGUCAGACUACCCACUGAUCUUACUGAUAUACAGAUUGAUGAUCAGAUAUUGUGGAUGUUUGGACCUGAAGACAAUCUCAUAGCUAAAUUUCAGAAGAAAAAUGGUUGGAUUGCUGCUGAUGAGAAGAAGACACUUUAUGAUGUUGUUGAAGGGAGAUUUAAAAACAAACUAGAUCUGGAUCAGACUGGAUCUCUCACCAUCAGACACAUUAACACUGAACUCACAGGACUUUAUAAACUACAGAUCAUCAGGAACGGAGAAAACACAUACAAGAAAUACAAAGUUUCUCUCUAUGACUAUACAUUAAAACAUACAGUGGGUGAUUCUGUCACUUUAAAAACUGGAGUCUUUGAGCUAAAGGACGACCAUCAGAUACUGUGGACGUUUGGAAAUAAAAACACCCGUAUAGCUGAAAUCAACAGAGUCAGUGGUCGUCUGUAUGUAUACGAUGAUAAUGAUGAGAGAUUCGGAGACAGACUGACAUUAAAUGAACUGAAUGGAGAUCUGACCAUCAGAAACAUCAUGAGAGGACAUUCAGGUGUUUAUAAACUCCGGAUCAACAACAGAUCAGAGAGUAAAUGCAAGAGUUUCAUGCUUACUGUAAACGAGAAAUGGACAGAAAUGUCAGUGAAGGAGGGAGAAUCUGUCAGACUAUCCACUGAUCUUACUCACAUACAUAAUGAUGAUCAGAUACUGUGGAUGUUUGGACCUGAAGACAGUCUCAUAGCUAAAUUUCAUAAGAAAUGGAGUUGGAAGAUAAUUUCUUAUGAUGAGAAGAAGAUGCUUUAUGAUGGUGUUGACGGGAGAUUUAAAAACAAACUACAGCUGAAUCAGACUGGAUCUCUCACAAUCAGAGACAUUAAUACUGAACUGACAGGACUUUAUAAACUACAGAUCAUCAGGAACGGAGAAAACACAUACAAGAAAUACAAAGUUUAUGUUGAUGGUGAGAUAUUAAAAUCUUUUACAUAA
Messenger RNA from Paramisgurnus dabryanus, 2067 nucleotides. Lineage: Eukaryota; Metazoa; Chordata; Actinopteri; Cypriniformes; Cobitidae. The record is from RefSeq and is a predicted model, not a curated record.